Molecule: messenger RNA, 555 nt
Organism: Arctia plantaginis
Lineage: Eukaryota; Metazoa; Arthropoda; Insecta; Lepidoptera; Erebidae
Source: the annotation of a GenBank genome assembly
AUGUUAAAAGAAAAAUAUCAAAUUGUCCCUUUCGCGGGGGACAAUUACAACGCGUGGGAAUUCCGGUUGAAAAGUAUCCUGCAGGAUAAUGGAGUAAUAGGGGCGAUCGAAAAGGAGGACUUUAAUGUGGACGCCCUGGACACGAAAAAAUUCCAGUGUAGCACUCAGCAGGCACGGCACAAGACUGGUGACUGGAGACUUCACGGCCGUGGACGUAGCGACUGGAAAUACAACGGAGGCCGAGACGACAGUUUUAAUGACUCAUUUGAGUCAUUAAAACCUGAGGGAAGGGAUACAGAUGAUGUUAAUUCUAGGGAGAAAAGAAAGAAAACUAAACCAAAAUAUUUACAAGAAUUUGUCACUGAUGAUUCUGAUUUGGGUGGUAUAUUAAUGGCAUCAUUUUUAUCUUGUUCUAAUGGUAUUGUCCCGGAAAAGUAUAAUGAUAUAGAUCCUUAUGACGAUAAAGAUAGGUGGUAUAAAGCGGUCUUUCCUAUGAGUGACGAUGAUUCCCGAGGCAUUCUGGAGUUGUGUCAUGAGAUGCUUGGUACUUUCUAA